CCUGCAAGCUGCAUCAGGCUUUAUCCUACGUGUUCCUUUGGUGAACCAGGUUCACUUAAACUUGCAAAAAGAUGACCGACCUCUUGAGAAGUGUUGUCACGGUCAUUGACGUUUUCUACAAAUACACCAAGCAAGAUGGGGAAUGUCGCACACUGAGCAAGGAUGAACUAAAGGAACUUCUGGAGAAAGAGUUUCGUCCAAUUCUGAAGAACCCAGAUGAUCCAGACACAGUGGAUGUUAUCAUGCACAUGCUAGAUCGAGAUCAUGACCGAAGACUGGACUUUACUGAGUUUCUUCUGAUGGUAUUCAAGCUGGCUAUGGCCUGCAACAAGGUUCUCAGCAAAGAAUACUGCAAAGCUUCAGGGUCAAAGAAGCAUAGGCGUGGUCAUCGACACCAAAAGGAAGAAAGUGAAACAGAAGAGGAAGAAGAAGAUACACUGGGACAGAAAUCAGGUUACAGACAUUCAAGUUGGAGUGAGGGAGAGGAGCAUGGUUAUGGUUCUGAGGGCUUAAGGGGACGAAUGAAACAUAGACAUGGGCCAAACUCAAGGAGGCUGGGAAGGCAAGGUAGUUUAUCUAGCUCAGGAAACCAAGAGGAAUUUGAGAAAAGACGCCGUGGGUCUAGCUCUGGUCACUCAUGGAAUAGUGGCAAAGAAAGACAUGGUUCCAGCUCUGGAGAGCUGGGGGAAAGAAGAAACAAGUCACAUGUUAGCCCCUCUAGGGAGUCUGAAAAGGAAUAUGAAUCUGGAUCUGGAUCAAAGAGUAGGAGAAGGAAGAGUCAUGGUGGUCUGUCACAUGGAUUGGAUGCUAGUGGACUUGAAUUAAACUCUACUCAGUCAAGAGAGAGUAGAGGACAAAAGCUUGGAUCUAGCUCUAGAAGCUCAGGAAACAAUGGAAGGCAAAGCUAUGCAUGUGGUUCCAGCAAUUCAGGUGGGUGUGGAAGGCCACAAAAUGCUUCUACUUCUUGUCAUGAAGGUAGAUUUGGAGGGCAAGGAAAUCAAUCUAGCUGUACCCAGUCAGGAUAUCAAUCAGGAAGUAGUGGAGGACUAGGUCAUGGAUGUAAUUCAGGAGGUCAGUCUUCUGGAUAUGGUCAGCAUGAGCCUAGCUCCUGCAGCCAGUCUUCUAGUCAGAGAGAAUAUGGAUCUAGAGCAUGUGGUCAAACACAGAACUGUGGAAGACAACAGAGAACAGGUUCAAGUCAGUCCUCUUGCUGUGAACAGUAUGGGUCUGGAACAAGUCAGUCUUCUAGUUAUGGUCAAUAUGAAUCUGGUUCUUGUGGACAUUUUUCAAAAUCUCAUCAAAAAGGGUCUGGUUCAAAUGAAUUUACUAACUGUGGACAACAUGGGUCUGGCUCUGGACAGUCCUCUGGCUUUGGAAAACAUGGGUCAGCCUCAGGUCAAUCCUCUGGCUUUGGAUAUGGCUCUGGUUCAUGUCAGUCCUCUGGCUUUGGACAACAUGAGUUUGGCUCAGGACAGUCCUCUGGCUUUGGACAACAUGGAUCCAUCUCAGGUCAGUCCUCUAGCUUUGGACAACAGGGAUCUGGCUCAGGUCAGUCCUCUAGUUUUGGCCAACAUGGGUCAAGCUUAGGACAGGCCUCUGGCUUUAGCCAGCAUGGGUCUGGCUCAGGACAGUCCUCUGGCUUUGGACAACACAGAUCCAGCUCAGAUCAGUCCUCUAGCUUUGGACAACAGGGAUCUUUCUCAGGUCAUUCCUCUGGUUUUGGUCAGCAUGGGUCUGUCUCAGGACAGUCGUUUGGUUAUGGACAACAUGGGUUUGGUGGACAUGAAUCUUCUAGCUCUGGACAACAUAGAUAUGGCUCAGGUCAAUCCUCCAGCUUUGGAUAUGGAUCUAGCAAACAUCAGUCCCCUACCUCUGGGACUGGCUCAGGCCAUUCAUUGGGCUUUGGACAACAUGAGUCUAGAUCAGGUCAGUCUAGCUAUGGCCAACAUAGUUCCAGCUCAGGGCAAUCUGCCAGUUUUGGCUCUGGGUCUUCCUCAGGCAAGUCCUCUAAACAUAGUCAAUGUGAAUCUAACUCAAGACAGUCUUCUAGUUAUGAUCAACAUGAGGUUAACUCAGGUCAAUCCACUGGCUAUGACAAAUAUGACCCUAGGCUAGGAGGAGAAGAAAGCUAUAGGACCUGUUCUGGAAAAGGGUCUCCAAAAUCUGAAAGUCCUAUACCAGAUUCACCUGAAACUCAGACAAGGGAAACAACUAAAGGGAGACAUGAAACUACUCAUGCACAGUCAGGAGACAUCAGUGGACAUGCCGGGUUUGGGCACAGUCAAGCCACCAGGACAGAAUCGAGGAGGACUGCAAGAAAGGGAUCUAGUCUCAGUGAGCCCAGUAACACUGAAUGGCACUCAGAAGUCCCACAGACACAUGCAGGAUCCUCUCAUGGCCACACUGGAUCUCAACAAGGAGACUCAGGAUCCGCAGCUAAAGGGAGACAGGGAAAUACUCCUGCACAGUCACGAGAAACCAGUAGACAUGGCCAGUUAGGUCAUGGACAAGCCACAAGUACAGAAAUGAGUAGGACAGCAGGAAGGGAGUCUACUGUCAGUGAGUCCAGUGACACUGAAAGGCACUCGGGAGUCUCACAGACACACACAGGAUCCUCUCAUGGCCACACUGGAUCUCAUCAUGCAGGGUCAGGAUCCACAGCUCCAGGGAGACAGGGAACUAGUCACAGACAGUCAGGAGACACCAGUAGACAUGUCCAAACCAGUGAUGGACAAGCCACCAGGACAGCGUCCAGUAGGGCUACAAGAAGGAGAUCCAGUGGUAGUGAGUCCAGUGACACGGAAAGGCACACAGGCGUCCCACAGACACAUGCAAGAUCCUCUCAUGACCACACUGUAUCUCAACAUGGAGAGUCAGGAUCCACAGCUAAAGGAAGACAAGGAACUACUCAUGCACUGUCAGCAGAUGCCAGGGGACAUGCUGGGUUAGGGCAUGGUCAAGCCACCAGGACAGAAUCCAAUAGGACUGCAAGAAGGGGAUCCAGUCUCAGUGAAUCCAGUCACACUGAAAGGCACUCAGGAGUCUCACAGACACACGCAGGAUCCUCUCAUGGUCACACUGGAUCUCAACAUGGAGAGUCAGGAUCCAUAGCUCUAGGGAGACAGGGAACUACACAUGAACAGUCAGGACAUACCAAUAGACAUGCUCAGUCGGGUCAUGGACAAACGACAAGGGCAGGUUCCAGUAGGACUGCAAGAACGGGAUCUAGUCUCAGUGAGUCCAGUGACACCGAAAAGCACUCAGGAGUUCCACAGACACAUGCAGGAUCCUCUCAUGACCACUCUGGAUCUCAACAACGAGAGUCUGGAUCAUCAGCUACAGGGAGACAUGGAACUACUCAUGCACAGUCAGGACAUUCCAUUGGACAUACCCAAACUGGUCAUGGACAAGCCACCGGGACACAGUCCAGCAGGGCUACAAGGAGAUCCAGUGUCAGUGAGUCCAGUGACACUGAAUGGCACUCAGGUGUCCCACAGACACAUGCAGGAUCCUCUCAUGGCCACACUGGAUCUCAAAAAGGAGAGUCGGGAACAACAGCUACAGGGAGACAGGGAACUACUCAUGCACAGUCAGGAGAUACCAGUAGACGUUCCCAAACCAGUCAUGGACAAGCCACCAGGACAGCAUCCAGUAGGGCGACAAGAAGGAGAUCCAGGGGUAGUGAGUCCAGUGACACAGAGAGGCACUCAGGAGUCUCACAGACACACACAGGAUUCUCUCAUGGCCCCACUCGAUCUCAACAUGGGGAGUCAGGAUCCACUGCUAAAGGGAGACAGGGAACUACUCAUACACAGUCAGGACAUUCCAGUGGACAUACCCAAACUGGUCAUGGACAAGCCACCGGGACACAGUCCAGCAGGGCUACAAGGAGAUCCAGUGUCAGUGAGUCCAGUGACACUGAAUGGCACUCAGGUGUCCCACAGACACAUGCAGGAUCCUCUCAUGGCCACACUGGAUCUCAAAAAGGAGAGUCGGGAACAACAGCUACAGGGAGACAGGGAACUACUCAUGCACAGUCAGGAGAUACCAGUAGACGUUCCCAAACCAGUCAUGGACAAGCCACCAGGACAGCAUCCAGUAGGGCGACAAGAAGGAGAUCCAGGGGUAGUGAGUCCAGUGACACAGAGAGGCACUCAGGAGUCUCACAGACACACACAGGAUUCUCUCAUGGCCCCACUCGAUCUCAACAUGGGGAGUCAGGAUCCACUGCUAAAGGGAGACAGGGAACUACUCAUACACAGUCAGGACAUUCCAGUGGACAUACCCAAACUGGUCAUGGACAAGCCACCGGGACACAGUCCAGCAGGGCUACAAGGAGAUCCAGUGUCAGUGAGUCAGACACUGAAUGGCACUCAGGUGUCCCACAGACACAUGCAGGAUCCUCUCAUGGCCACACUGGAUCUCAAAAAGGAGAGUCAGGAACAACAGCUACAAGGAGACAGGGAACUACUCAUGCACAGUCAGGAGAUACCAGUAGACGUUCCCAAGCCAGUGAUGGACAAGCCACCAGGACAGCAUCCAGUAGGGCUACAAGAAGGAGAUCCAGGGGUAGUGAGUCCAGUGACACAGAGGGGCACUCUCACUCCCAUGAGCUGACAGGAGACAAAUCUACAUACUCAGGCUCUGUCCAGGGUCAGACCACAUCUUCCCAUGGGCAAUUAGGAACUGGCACAAUAGAGAGACGUGCGUCCAGCCAUACACAGUCACAUGAUACCCAUAGGCAGUCCAAGGACAGCAUAAGGAAACAGUCACAUAGCAGUCAUCACCAAUCUAGAGUAAGUCAUUCUCAGUCACAGAUUAGUGGAAUACAACAUGGUUCAGGUCAAGGUUGGAAACAUGGCAGUUAUGGAAGUGCAGAAUAUGACUAUGGGCAGUCUGGGUAUGGACCUUCUGGGGGCAGCAGAACAAGCAGCCGCAAUUCUAGCCCUUUGAGGUCAUUGGAUAGAGCUGCAAACAAUCAAGUGUCUACACAUGGACCAUCAGUUUCUCGAUUUGACCAUACAGGAUCAAAAGCAACUGAAAUAAUAAGAAGACAAAGUUCAAGUCAUGGACAGUCAAGUCAGACACAGCUGCUGAGGACAGCUAACCUGGACACCAGCUUUUUGCUGCACUUCACUCUAAACUCAGGGCCCCUGCAUAUUAGUGCAACUGUCCUUCCGGAACAAAUCUACACCAACCCUGCACAGAAAGACCCUCCCCAAGAGGACCAGUGUGGGUCCAUGCCAUGCCAGGUUCCUAAACUCUGGAGUUUUGAAACUCAGCUGGCCUGUGUGGGAUAA
Messenger RNA from Ailuropoda melanoleuca (giant panda), 5300 nucleotides. Its product is annotated as filaggrin-2. The record is from RefSeq and is a predicted model, not a curated record. Lineage: Eukaryota; Metazoa; Chordata; Mammalia; Carnivora; Ursidae. Gene Ontology annotation, cellular component: nucleus; keratohyalin granule; cornified envelope. Gene Ontology annotation, biological process: establishment of skin barrier. Gene Ontology annotation, molecular function: calcium ion binding; transition metal ion binding.